CACACCCCUCCAUCACACUCCACUUGCGCGUUCAAGAUGCGAGAUUGCCUGAGCAAUAGUUCCUCUCGCUACAGGCCUAAAUUUGAUUCUGCUCGGUUAGUGAGAGAACAUUCUCCAAAAUUCUGCUUCCUAACAAAUUAUAUUUAAUUUUGUAUUUUUCCAUGUGGAUAUAUCAUUCACUCAUUUGAUUAGUAUAAUGAGGGGUCUUGGCUUUGAAGCCUGUUUAUUGUCGUUGACACAGCUAUGCAUCCUCAGUUGCAUAAUGCAAACAGUUCUUACGCAGGAUGCUUCGCCAUCAGCAGCUUUAAGGCAGAGAAUGCCAUGGCAACACAACGGGCAGGUGUUUAGUAUACUUAGCCACGGUUCUGAAUAUCAGCCAUCGGGACGAAGAGACCGAAAAACAGGUUCAGCUCAACGGAAUCACAUAGUUGUCGUUAUCAACAAUAAUGAGACGGCUGAAGAGACGAAUGUGCACAGAUACCCUGCGCCAAGAGGCUCUCCAAGGCGGCCAGCGCCGGGUGUGCAAUUACGCACCGCGCGUCGACGUCCUAGUGGGGCGAUUAGACAUGAAAGACCCCAAGAGAACCGGGAGACUGCUUCAAGACCUUCAACAUCAAAUCCCACCGACGAGAAACCCACAUCUACUAACUCUCCACCACUGACUAAUUUGAGAAGAGAGGAUAUGAUGGUUGGAGAUGACCCGAACAACCCCUAUAAAUCCAUUGGUUAUAAUCCCUAUAACCCCUAUUAUAAUUAUUAUGAUGCUUACUACAGACCCAGAGCCAGAAGCAGAGAGCCGCAUGGUUAUGGCACAAGUUAUCAUCAACACGGAGGUCUCCCUGACUUGGUGCCUGACCCAUACUAUAUUCAAGUUUCCUCCUAUAUCCAGAGGUCGCCCAUGUACAAUCUGAGAUGUGCAGCCGAGGAAGGUUGCCUCGCAAGUUCUGCUCAGGGCGUGGCCGACUACGACACCCGGGUCCUGCUGCGGUUCCCCCAGCGCGUGAAGAACCAGGGCACUGCUGACUUCCUGCCCAGCAAACCUCGCUAUGCCUGGGAAUGGCACAGCUGCCAUCAUCACUUCCAUAGCAUGGACGAGUUCAGUCUGUACGAGCUGCUGGAGACCGGCUCAGAGAGGAGCGUGGCCGAGGGACACAAGGCCAGCUUCUGUUUGGAGGACACGUCAUGUGACCCGGGAUACUACAGACGCUUCGCCUGCACGUCUCACACUCAGGGAUUGAGUCCUGGAUGCUAUGACACCUAUAAUGCCGAUAUUGACUGUCAGUGGAUUGACAUUACUGAUGUGACACCUGGGAAGUAUAUCCUUAAGAUCACUGUAAACCCAGGUCACCAGGUUCCAGAGUCCAACUUUGACAAUAACGUUGUUCGUUGUAGUGUUCAAUACAGCGGCACCUCUGUCCAGGUUUCAGGGUGUACUGUUACAUCGUACUAAGAACAAAGGAAACAGCACCGAAGAAGCUUUACGAUGAUUUGCAAAACAAGACAACAACCAACAUGGACGGACGAUCAAAUAUGAAGACAUUAUUGUUGACAGUAUUUAUUGGUCUGAGUUUCCCGCAAAGCGAAACAUUUCUUUCUUUCUUCCUUUCUUUUCUUUUUUACUUUAUGAAUAUUCCUGGUUUAAACAAUAUCAUAUUACACCAUUCACCCUUCGUUUUUUUUUUAAAGCACAAUGUGCAAAGUUGAUAGAGACAAAGGUCAUGGAUGAGAAAGACACACUGUAGUAAGUGUUUCACUGUGGACGAAGCAUGUGACAUUACAUUUGAUUUUAAAUUUCAUCUUCACAAGCUACAUUUUGUUUGGAAUGCUAAAAGGUUUAAUUGAUUCGUUGUGGUAUACAUUAUACAUAAAAUGGUUGUUUAGGUGCUAAUUUAAGAUUGUUAUUGUAAUGGAAGUUUUAGUAUAAUGGAUAUAUUUAAUCAAAUGUUGCCAUUUUAAACAAUGUUUACAAUAUACGUUAAAUAUUGGUGCUACAUUUACUUGGGCUAUGUAAUAAACAUUGGUGCUACAUUUACUUGGGCUAUGUAAUAAAUAUUGGUGCUACAUUUAUUUGGGCUAUGUAAUAAACAUUGGUGCUACAUUUUGAGACUGGAGGAAAGUUAAAAUAUUUGUUUUAUUGGGACUAUUAGAGAAUUAUUGACUUGUUUGUGUAUAUACACAUUUGCAUUUGAGUCAUUUAGCAGAUGUUCUCAUCAACAGUGACUUACAGUAGUGAGCGCAUUUAGGAUAUUUUCUAUACAGGUAACAAAACACACUUUUUUUAAGCUAGUUCUACUGAAAUGCUAACCAUACUGUACAUAUCGCCGGGCUCAUGUGUUCGUGUUCCAUUCAUAAUACAACACAAAGAUCUGCAAAUGUAUUGUGAAUGCAAUUUAAAUCAAGUUUGGAUUUUUAUUUGAAAUUGUCUCAAUAUUUGGAGAGAGAGAGAAAUAGGCCGUGUAAACACAAUUAAAAUGCUUAAAGUUC
Molecule: messenger RNA, 2484 nt
Organism: Oncorhynchus mykiss (rainbow trout)
Lineage: Eukaryota; Metazoa; Chordata; Actinopteri; Salmoniformes; Salmonidae
Product: protein-lysine 6-oxidase
Biological process (GO): collagen fibril organization; peptidyl-lysine oxidation
Molecular function (GO): copper ion binding; protein-lysine 6-oxidase activity
Source: RefSeq, a predicted model, not a curated record